CUUUUUUCCCCGCUUUCCCACGAUGUCAUGCACCGUGUCUCCGCGGCGGCUCUCCUGCUAUGUUGGACCUUGGCUCCGAUCCUGCCCAGUGCGAACUCGUCCUGGGGUCGCUUUGCAGUGAUUCCUCCAGUGUCCAAUCCCCGCAGCCGGCAGAAUGUGGAGGCCGCGCGGGAACUGGAAGAGUUCCUGGAAGAGCAUGCAGUUCCGGCGCCGGAAAAGAUAGAGUCUCGCUGGCACUUUUGGCUGCCAUGGGAUGUGACGGGAAAGCUCAACACCCUGCGCUGUCCUUUGUCCAUUCGCAUGGUAGCACUGGAUGCGCAUCCGUCGGUAGAGCUGGGGAAAACAUCAUGGAGUGCAGCAGAUGCAAGUGAAUUGGCGAGAUGGAUUUGCGCUAAGGUGCCUUGGGCCCGCGUCCGUUUCGCCCGGCAUCUCACGGGCAACGCUGAACCGCCGCAGUCCUGCCACGUCUGCCUCCGGCGGCGCCGAAACGGCGGCUUCGGGGAGGAUCUGUCGUUGGCGCUGCGCAGGGCGCUGGCAGUGCAGCUGGAGGAGCUCCAGGGCUGGCGGCCGGAGGUGAAACGCAGUGAAGCUGAAUUGGAACUGCAUGUGAUGUUAGGUUUGGAUGGCCGCAUCUUGCUGGAGGUUCCCCUGCUGGUGCAGCGCAUUGGCCUGUUGGGUGGCUUGCAGCAGCCGGGCAUGAAGCAAGUCGAAGCCUGGGCGGUGGCAAAAUCGUUGGACAUCCAACCAGGUGACGUGGUACUGGAUCCCAUGUGCGGCAAGGGCACCUUGCUGGCGGAAGCUGCCAUUUGGUGGCCUGAGGGACGCUACAUUGGUUGCGACACGGACGCCCUUCAGCUCGAAAGCUGCCGCGAGAACCAUCGCCACCUGCGAGUGGAGGUGGAAACACACCUGGCAGAUGCCUCCUUCGAAGAUGGUCUGCCGAUCCCCAGUUGCUCGGUGGAUAAGCUCAUGACGGCCCCCCCCUGGGAUCGUCAGUUCCAGGCCGCAGGUGGCGUGGAACAGCUGUACCCCAAGAUGCUGCGGGAGUUUCAGCGGGUACUACGGCCCCAUGGCAGGCUGGCAUUCUUGCUGAACUUGCCGGCGCUCGAGGCGAUUCGACCCUGGCUGGGGAACUGGACCACACAGCAGUGUCGCUUUUCCAUGACGCGUCACACUGUUGGAGUUCUACUGCUGGCGCAGCAGGGAGAUGGUGAAACGUUGAUCUGCGACAGCUGGCGCAACAAAGACUUGCGGCUGCUGCGCGGUCUGUGGACCAAACAACGGGCGGAUGAACGACCCUGGCUCCGUCCGGCCAAUGAGAGAGUGAAAAAAAAGCGCACAGCCGUGGGGGGGUGA
Messenger RNA from Cladocopium goreaui, 1356 nucleotides. Lineage: Eukaryota; Dinophyceae; Suessiales; Symbiodiniaceae. The record is from the annotation of a GenBank genome assembly.